This is a messenger RNA of Ananas comosus (pineapple), 1871 nucleotides long. RefSeq names its product serine carboxypeptidase-like 35. The coding region runs from base 153 to 1622 and encodes 489 amino acids. Gene Ontology annotation, cellular component: vacuole. Lineage: Eukaryota; Viridiplantae; Streptophyta; Magnoliopsida; Poales; Bromeliaceae. Gene Ontology annotation, biological process: proteolysis. The transcript is spliced from 8 exons. Gene Ontology annotation, molecular function: serine-type carboxypeptidase activity. The record is from RefSeq and is a predicted model, not a curated record.
CCAAUUCCCCUUUAUUAAAGUUUAAACUCCCCCCUUCCCCCUUCCUCCUCUCUUCCAUUAUAAAAACACUACAUAGGAGAGCAAAAUAAAAGUGUGUGUAAACAAGAGAGAGAGAGAGAGAGAGAGAGAGAGAGAGAGAGAGAGGUGCAUAAAUGGCUACAUUAGCAUCAGUUGGAUCUUUGGUUCUCUUGGUGAUGGUCACAGUUCUAGGGAGUUUUGCGAGCUCCGUGGCGGCGUCGGACCGCGUGAGGGGGCUCCCCGGGCAACCGGCGGCGAGCUUUCGACACUACGCCGGAUACGUCGACGUCGGCCCCGGCGAAGAGAAGGCGCUUUUCUAUUGGUUCUUUGAAGCACAAGAACGCCCCGAGGAGAAGCCCCUCCUCCUCUGGCUCAAUGGAGGACCGGGAUGCUCGUCGGUAGCAUACGGGGCCGCGCUGGAACUGGGUCCGUUUCUGGUUCGAUCCACUGGUCCAAAUCUCACACUCAAUCCCUACUCCUGGAACAAGGCUGCGAAUCUUUUGUUCGUGGAAGCUCCGGUCGGAGUCGGCUUCUCGUACACGAAUCGAACAUCGGAUUUGAAGGAGCUCGGAGAUAAUGUUACGGCGCAAGAUUCGUAUAGAUUUCUUUUAAAUUGGUUUACAAAGUAUCCAAAUUUGAAGUCUCACGAUUUCUAUAUAGCUGGAGAGAGCUAUGCAGGGCAUUAUGUUCCACAGCUUGCUCAGCUUAUAUAUGAAGAAAAUAAAAAGGCCACAAAAGACAAAUAUAUCAACUUGAAAGGUUUUAUGAUAGGCAAUGCUGUGCUGAACGACGCAACCGAUCAGCUGGGGAUGGUGGAAUACGCAUGGAGCCACGCGAUAAUAUCCGACGAGCUGUACUCGACGGUGCGAAAAGAGUGCGACUCAUUCAAGGAGGAGGCGGAGGGGGGGAAGCCCCGCAAGGGAUGCUCACCAGCCGUCAAAGCAUUCCUCCAAGCCUACGAUGACAUCGACAUCUACAGCAUCUACACCCCCGUCUGCCUCUCCUCCCUUUCCCAGUCUCCCCGCGGCUCCUCCGAUCUCCUCGCAGCCCCACGCCUCUUCUCUCAACAAGAGGUGUGGAGGCAUAGAAUGAGGAAGAUCCCUGCAGGAUAUGAUCCAUGCAUGGAGGACUACGUGAGGGCUUACUUCAAUCGCGAGGACGUGCAGAGAGCGCUGCACGCCAACCUGACCCACCUCCCCUACCCAUUCUCUCCUUGCAGCGAAGUAAUACGAAAAUGGAACGAUUCGCCUUCCACUGUCCUGCCCAUACUCAAGAAGCUCAUAAAUGCCGGACUCCGCAUUUGGGUUUACAGCGGGGACACCGAUGGUAGGGUUCCGGUGACGUCGACGAGGUACAGCAUCAACAAGAUGAAGCUCCAUGCCAAGAAGAAGGGAAAGGGGAAAGGAGAUGAAUGGGGAGGGUGGAGGGCAUGGUACUACAAGGAGCAGGUCGGGGGUUGGGUGGUGGAGUACGAAGAGGGCCUUGCGUUCGCCACCGUGCGCGGCGCGGGCCACCAGGUCCCAGUCUUCGCCCCGGCCCCGGCCCUCUCCCUCCUCUCCCACUUCCUUGCGGGGCGAUCUCUCCCCGCGUCGCGCUCCACAUGAUCAUACAAUACUAGUAAACCAUGAAAACUACACAAGCUACGUACGUGCAUGCAUGCGUGCACGCAUGCAUUGCAUGGCAUUGUCGACGAGCUAGUGUGUGCUCAUGCGAGUACGUACUUGGAGAUUGUGGUGUGAGUUUAUUAAUCUGUAAUGAGAUUGAAAGAUAAACUCGAUUAAUUGUUUAAUUGCGCAUUGUAAUUGUAUUGUGAUUGGUUUCUGCAAACACACAAGGAAUUUUUUACACUUUCA